Cryptotermes secundus is the source of this 1454-nucleotide messenger RNA. Its product is annotated as 3-hydroxyisobutyrate dehydrogenase, mitochondrial. Gene Ontology annotation, cellular component: mitochondrion. The record is from RefSeq and is a predicted model, not a curated record. Lineage: Eukaryota; Metazoa; Arthropoda; Insecta; Blattodea; Kalotermitidae. Gene Ontology annotation, biological process: L-valine catabolic process. Gene Ontology annotation, molecular function: NAD binding; NADP binding; 3-hydroxyisobutyrate dehydrogenase activity.
UUGCGGAGACUUGUGGAUCGGUGACGUUUGUUCGUUUCGAGCAGGAGUUGCUUAAUACGAAUUUGAAAUUGCAGUUAUAAUGGCUACAAUAUUUCGAUUUUGGAUGGGGACAAGUAGCAUUUUAAUUCCUCGCAGUAAACAUGUACACUGCAUUUGCAGCACCCGAAAUAUAUCAAAUGUGAAAGCAGACUUGACUAAAAUAGGGUUUAUUGGCCUUGGAAACAUGGGCGGUCCUAUGGCUCGGAAUGUUCUUGAUAAGGGCCAUAAUUUGGUAGUUUAUGAUGUUCAUCAGGAGGCAAUGGAAGUGUUAAAGGAACAUGGAGCUACAGUAUCACAAAGUCCAAAGGAUGUUGCAGCACAAGCUGACCACAUCAUUACAAUGUUGCCAAAUAAUGCAUGUGUGCUAGAAGCAUAUCAGGGAGAAAAUGGCAUUUUUAAGUCUGUGAAGAAAGGUACUGUGUUGAUAGACAGCAGUACUGUGGAUCCAGAUGUCUCCAAAACAGUGGCAGCAGCAGCAGAAGCUCAAGGCACUGUGUUCCUAGAUGCACCAGUUUCAGGAGGUGUGAAUGCUGCAAGAUUGGGUCAACUGACAUUCUUGGUAGGGGGACCAACAGAAGUGUUUCCUGCAGCACAAAAACUUCUGUUUACAAUGGGUGUAAGAGCUGUUCACUGUGGUCCAGUGGGCUCUGGUCAGGCUGCCAAAAUUUGCAACAAUAUGCUUCUAGGAAUUAGCAUGAUUGGUACAGCAGAGGCAUUUAAUCUUGGAAUUAGGUUAGGUCUUGAUCCUAAGGUCAUGUUGGAGACAGUAAAUUCUAGUUCUGGGCGUUGCUGGUCAUCUGAAGUUUAUUGCCCCGUUCCUGGUACUAUGGACAAUGUACCUAGUUCCAAUGAUUACAAGGGAGGAUUUGGAACAAAACUAAUGGUGAAAGACCUGGGUCUCGCACAGGAAGCUGCUACUAGGACAGCCACCCCAACCCCGCUGGGAUCUUUAGCUCACAAAUUGUACCGCACCAUGAUAAACACUGAAUUUGCUGACAAGGACUUUUCAUCUGUGUAUCAGUAUUUUUUGAAACAAGAAAGGAAGUAGCCUAUGUUAACCAUGCCAUAAUUCAUGUGGUUAAUUGCUGACUUCUCACUACAGAGGCCAAAGUUGAGUGCCAGGAGGUGGCAUUUGCAGUACAUAUAAGCAGCACUUGAACUGUUAUUUUUUCUGCACUUCUUUUGUUUCUCCAUCAGUUAACCAUUCCACCAAUAUUUCAUGUUCGUCUAUCAACAGAGGAUGGUAUAAUAGGCUACAGUACAAAUUGAUCCUGUCUUACCUCAUUUGUUGAAGUAAUCAAUUAAAUAACUAACCCAUAAUUACUGGGAGUCCAAGUUCUGUGAUGGUAUGAUAAAAGGCCGAUUGUUGAAAUGUAAUAUUUCUUGCUUCUGUUAAUAUGUUGAUAUAUUUUCAU